AUGGCUCAGGGCCACAGACCAGGGGCGAGGUUUCGGGAGAAGGCCUCCUCCGUGGAGGUCUUGGGCUUCCUCGAGGCAGAGGCCUGCAGGAGAUCCAGCACUGACUCCGGCGGCGAGGUGCUCCCGGACUCCUUCCCGUCGGCGCCCGCAGAGCCGCUGCCCCACUUCCUGCAGGAGCCGCAGGACGCCUACAUUGUCAAGAACAAGCCAGUGGAACUGAGCUGCCGCGCCUUCCCGGCCACGCAGAUCUACUUCAAGUGCAACGGCGAGUGGGUCAGCCAGAGCGACCACGUCACGCAGGAGGGCCUGGACGAGGCCACCGGCCUGCGGGUGCGCGAGGUACAGAUUGAGGUGUCGCGGCAGCAGGUGGAAGAGCUCUUCGGGCUGGAGGACUACUGGUGCCAGUGCGUGGCCUGGAGCUCAGCGGGCACCACCAAGAGCCGCCGGGCCUACGUGCGCAUCGCCUACUUGCGCAAGAACUUUGACCAGGAGCCUCUGGGCAAGGAGGUGCCCCUGGACCAUGAGGUUCUCCUGCAGUGCCGCCCGCCGGAGGGGGUGCCUGUGGCCGAGGUGGAAUGGCUCAAGAACGAGGAUGUCAUCGACCCCACCCGAGACACCAACUUCCUGCUCACCAUCGACCACAACCUCAUCAUCCGCCAGGCCCGCCUGUUGGACACGGCCAACUACACCUGCGUGGCCAAGAACAUCGUGGCCAAGCGCCGGAGCACCACAGCCACGGUCAUCGUCUAUGUGAACGGUGGCUGGUCCAGCUGGGCAGAGUGGUCACCCUGCUCCAACCGCUGUGGCCGAGGCUGGCAGAAGCGUACCCGGACCUGCACCAACCCUGCCCCACUCAAUGGAGGUGCCUUCUGCGAGGGCCAGGCCUUCCAGAAGACCGCCUGUACCACCGUGUGCCCAGUCGACGGGGCUUGGACGGAGUGGAGUAAGUGGUCGGCCUGCAGCACCGAGUGCGCCCACUGGCGCAGCCGCGAGUGCAUGGCGCCCCCGCCCCAGAACGGAGGCCGCGACUGCAGUGGGACGCUGCUGGACUCCAAGAACUGCACGGAUGGGCUGUGCGUGCACAAUAAGAAAACUCUAAGCGACCCCAACAGCCACCUGCUGGAGCCCUCGGGGGAUGUGGCGCUGUAUGCAGGCCUCGUGGUGGCUGUCUGCGUGGUCGUGGCCAUCCUCAUGGUGGUGGGAGUGGUAGUGUACCGCCGGAAUUGCCGCGACUUUGACACUGACAUCACUGACUCGUCCGCCGCCCUGACGGGGGGUUUUCACCCAGUCAACUUCAAGACCACGAGGCCCGGCAACCCGCAGCUCCUGCACCCACCUGUGCCUCCCGAUCUGACAGCCAGCGCCGGUGUCUACCGUGGACCUGUGUAUGCCCUACAGGACUCGGCCGACAAGAUCCCCAUGACCAACUCGCCCUUGCUGGACCCCCUGCCCAGCCUCAAGGUCAAGGUCUACAGCUCCAGCACCAUGGGCUCGGGGCCAGGCCUGGCAGAUGGGGCCGACCUGCUGGGAGUCCUGCCACCUGGGACGUACCCUGGCGAUUUCACCCGGGACGCCCACUUCCUGCACUUGCGCGGCGCGGGCCUCGGCUCCCAGCAGCUCCCAGGCCUGCCCCGAGACCCGGGCAGCAGCGUCAGCGGCACCUUUGGCUGCCUGGGCGGCCGGCUCAGCAUCCCCGGCACAGGGGUCAGCCUGCUGGUGCCCAAUGGAGCCAUUCCUCAGGGCAAGUUCUACGAGAUGUACCUACUUAUCAACAAGGCAGAAAGCACCCUCCCGCUUUCGGAAGGGACCCAGACAGUAUUGAGCCCCUCAGUGACCUGUGGGCCCACUGGCCUCCUGCUGUGCCGCCCCGUCAUCCUGACCGUGCCUCACUGUGCUGAAGUCAGCGCCAGCGACUGGAUCUUCCAGCUCAAGACCCAGGCCCACCAGGGCCAUUGGGAGGAGGUGGUGACCCUGGACGAGGAGACCCUGAACACGCCCUGCUACUGCCAGCUGGAGGCCAGGGCCUGCCACAUCCUGCUGGACCAGCUGGGCACCUACGCGUUCACGGGCGAGUCCUACUCCCGCUCAGCCAUCAAGCGGCUCCAGCUGGCCGUCUUCGCACCCGCCCUCUGCACCUCCCUGGAGUACAGCCUCCGUGUGUACUGUUUGGAGGACACACCCGUAGCGCUGAAGGAGGUACUAGAGCUGGAGCGGACUCUGGGCGGCUACCUGGUGGAGGAGCCAAAGACCCUGCUGUUUAAGGACAGUUACCACAACCUGCGCCUCUCUCUCCACGACCUUCCCCAUGCCCACUGGAGGAGCAAGCUACUGGCCAAGUACCAGGAAAUCCCCUUCUGCCACAUCUGGAGUGGCAGCCAGAAGGCUCUGCACUGCACUUUCACCCUGGAGAGGCACAGCCUGGCCUCCACGGAGUUCUCUUGCAAGAUCUGCGUGCGCCAGGUGGAGGGGGAGGGCCAGAUCUUCCAGCUGCACACCACGCUGGCGGAGACGCCGGCUGGCUCCCUGGACGCCCUCUGCUCUGCCCCUGGCAGUGCCGCCACCACCCAGCUGGGACCCUAUGCCUUCAAGAUCCCGCUCUCCAUCCGCCAAAAGAUAUGCAACAGCCUUGAUGCCCCCAACUCGCGGGGCAAUGACUGGCGGAUGUUGGCGCAGAAGCUCUCCGUGGACCGGUACCUGAAUUACUUUGCCACCAAAGCAAGCCCCACGGGCGUGAUCUUGGACCUCUGGGAAGCUCUGCAGCAGGACGACGGAGACCUCAACAGCCUGGCCAGUGCCUUGGAGGAGAUGGGCAAGAGUGAGAUGCUGGUGGCCGUGGCCACCGACGGGGACUGCUGAGCCGCCGGGAGCCAUGGGCUGCCAGGGACUGGCAGGAGGCGGGCACAGGGAGACCUAGGGCAGCCUCCAGAUUGGCAUGUCCAGCCUCCACUGCCCCUCAGCUCACAGCCAGAGUUGCGCCCUCCUCCUCCUCCUCUUCCCCCUGCCCCAACCCCAGACCACGACCAGCCUUAGCAAAUCCACAUGCUCUGUUGUUCAAGGGCCCCGUUUUCCUUCCCCAGCUCUGCCGUCUCUCUCCUGGCCUCAGGCUUCCAUGCAGGAACCCGGUGGGCUGAGGCCUCUGGAGGCAGUCAGGGGGCAAGGAGGCGGCCUUCCCUCCACCCACCCCCAUGGCCCGCUUUCCCGGGCUCUGUCCGUUCUGGUUCCAGGCUUCCUCUUCUUCCUGGGUUGCCGCCUCCUCCGUCCUCCCCAGCCCCUUCCUCUCUCACCCCGUUUUCCUCUUUGAAGAGUCAAGUACAAUUCAGACAAACUGCUUUCUCCCGUCCAAAACAGAAAGGAAAAGGAAAGCCAGCUUCAGACUGCUAGUCAGGCUCCAAGAAGAAGAAAAACACCGACACCACAAGGGAAAAGAAAAUCCCAGUUUCUUAGGAAACGCACAUGAUUUAUUAUCCAGAUAUUUGGAUAAGUCCUUUUUAAGAAAAAAAAAAAAAAGAAAAUGAAAACAACACAAAAAAAUUAGAAAAUUCUUUUCUUGAGUGUGGAUGAGAGUGGGUGUGCUGGUGAUGCUGUCCAGCAAUGAGUGUGAGUGUGUGCGUGUGUGUGUGUGUGAGAAUGUGAGCGUGUCAGGGAGAGAGAGACUGAACAGGGGCUACUUUGCUGCUAAUGAAUACGUCUUGAACUAAAUUCUGGCUUUCAAGGCCUCAGUUUUCCCAGUUGUGCAUGGAGUGGGUCAGAAAGGGUUUUAGUCAUGGUACCAAGUUUUCCCCUGAAAUCUUAUGUAAGCAAAUGCCAAGGAACCCUGAGCCCUGGAGUGGGCAGGUUCUCCCUUCUGUAGCCCCCGGCAGAUGCCCCUGGGCUCUGGGGAGUCUGGAUGAAGAGGCACUGGGAGGGAAAACCAGGGCCCAUCGGGCCAGCGGGAGCCAGGGAGGUUGCUCUGGUCUGUCAUCAUCUGGUGGCUUUUGGAAAGGGAGUGUGACCCAGAAGUGGGGCUCAAGCAGGGAUCCGAAGUGGGGGAGAGG
This is a messenger RNA of Carlito syrichta (Philippine tarsier), 4034 nucleotides long. It is a transcript of the gene UNC5B, whose product is annotated as unc-5 netrin receptor B. Gene Ontology annotation, molecular function: protein binding; netrin receptor activity. Gene Ontology annotation, cellular component: membrane. Gene Ontology annotation, biological process: anterior/posterior axon guidance; netrin-activated signaling pathway. The record is from RefSeq and is a predicted model, not a curated record. The coding region runs from base 1 to 2856 and encodes 951 amino acids. NCBI's taxonomy places the organism in Eukaryota, Metazoa, Chordata, Mammalia, Primates, Tarsiidae. The transcript has 17 exons.